CGCCCCUGUUCUCGAGUUCUCCACUCGCCGCACGCGACCCAAGCGGCCAAGCAACGAACCGCCUCCUGAUCGGCACCGCACGGCGGCCAGGGUCCAGAGCUGCCAUCGCUUGAUCGGCGAUCGGUUGCAGGUGGCGGAUAGCAGGAUUGCAGGAAUCAAUCUAAUUUCAAAGCCACAACUCGAAUUCAACUAUCGAAGUGUCGAACUGAAUUCAGGCAGCUAGGCAGCGCUUUUGCUCUCAUAUUGUCCAGGCAGCAGGCUGCAGUACAAAAGUGCAAGACUAAGUGUAAAACAUGAAGAGUAAGAAUACUGGGACUACUGAUUUGAGAGCUUUCAUGAAAAGAGUUGUUGCAAAAAGAAAACAACCUGAACCAACGAGUGCUACCCCAUCUUCCAAUGAAAGUCAGAUGCAAUUGGUAAUUUUUGAAGGGCAAAGUGGUAGUGAGACACACACAAUACCACCUGAACCUGAGAGAGCUCCUCAAACAGAGGCCCCAAUAGCAGAAGAUGAUGAUGAAUCUAUGGCCCUAGAUGAAUCUGAUUCUAGUGAUGAGGAUAGUGAUGAUGACAUUUAUAACAUCGAGCCUGAUCCUGGGUUGAGGACUCCUAUCUCAAGCUAUGAUGUUAAUGAACGAGAUUCAGUUAGAAGGGCCUACAUUGCAUUGGGACGAUGUAAACCAAAGAUGCGGAAGAAAGAUUUUCUGCAACAUGACUGCGGAGGUAAGCGUCGCUUCCAACCGGCUUGGUUUGAUGAGUAUAAGUGGCUUGAGUAUAGUGUGGAUAAAGAUGCUGCAUAUUGCUUUUUUGCUAUUUGUUCAAAGAUAGUACUAAAUUUGCUGGUGGAGAUAGUUUUGUUAAUGGAGGGUUCAGAAAUUGGAAUAUGAAAGCGGGAUUUCGUAAGCAUGAUGGUGAGGUGAAUACUGCUCAUUGUGAAGCCGAAGAGAAAUAUAAUUUGUUCAUCAAACCUAAAGCAUCAAUCCGUGAGGCCAUUUCCUCACAGACCACACAGUACAAGGCUGAGUAUCUAGCUCGAUUAAAAUGGUCACUUGAGUGCAUAAAAUUUAUUUUGCAUCAGGGGUUGGCUUUUCGUGGUCAUGAUGAGGGAAAGGAUUCUAAAAAUAAAGGAAAUUUCCGAGAACUUUUGCAAUGGAUGGCAGGCAACUUUGAAGAAGUUAAUAAGGUUGUUUUAGGAAAUGCUCCACAGAAUUGUCAGAUGAUAGAUCACAAGAUUCAAAAACAGCUUAUUAGUUCUUGUGCUCAUGAAACAACAAAAUUUGUCAUAGAGGAACUUGGUGAUGAGUGUUUCGCAAUUCUUGCUGAUGAAUCUAGUGAUGCAUACCAACAAGAACAGUUAGCUCUUUGCUUGCGAUUUGUCAAUAAAAUAGGGGAGCCGGUUGAAAGGUUUCUUGGUCUUGCUCAAGUUGAGGAUACUACAUCAUUGACUCUUAAAGAAGCAAUUCAGACCUUGCUUAUGAAGUAUCAACUGCCGAUAUCCAAGGUACGUGGGCAAGGGUAUGACGGUGCGAGUAACAUGAAGGGUCAUGUUAAUGGUUUGAAGAAACUAAUCAUGGAAGAUUCUCCUUCUGCUUAUUAUGUUCAUUGCUUCGCCCAUCAGCUUCAACUAACCCUUGUAGCUGUUGCUAAGGAGAAUAUUGAUUGCAAAUGGUUCUUUGGGCACCUUGCAUAUUUGUUGAAUGUUCUUGGGAUGUCAUGUAAAAAGAUCCGCAUGCUUCGCGUAGCUCAGGCUGAGUAUAUGAUUGAAGCAUUGAAACUAGGUGAAAUUGAAGCUGGCCAAGGUUUGAAUCAAGAGAUGGGCCUAGCAAGGCUCGGUGACACACGAUGGGGAUCUCACUACAAAACGGUAAUGCAUGUUAUGUCUUUGUAUCCUUCAAUCAGGAAAGUUCUCUUUAGGCUUGGGAAAGAAAGUAAUUCGGCAGAGGCUUUAGGAGCUCAAACUAUGUUGGAAGUAUUUAAAUCAUUUGAGUUUGCUUUCAUGUUGCACUUGAUGAAUGAAAUAUUUGGGUACACAAGUGACUUAAGUAACGCUUUGCAAAAGAGGGAUCAAGAUAUUGUGAAUGCAGUUGAUCUUCUCGAGUUCACAAAGGUACAACUGCAAGUUCUAAGAGAAGAUGAUGGAUGGAAAGAAUUCCUUAAGAAUGUCACUUCUUUUUGUGUGAAGCACAAUGUCAGAUGUGUUGACAUGGAUGGGAAGUACAAGCCUAUACAAAGAGCAAGAGCGUUCUAUAAAAAUGCCAUGAAUUACCACCGGUUCCAUGCUGAUAUGUUUUUGGGUGUCAUUGAUAGGCAACUUCAAGAGCUUAAUAACAGGUUUGAUGAGGUAAACACGGAGCUACUUAGAUGCAUGGCAUCAUUCAGUCCAGCCAAGUCAUUUUCUUCUUUUAAUAUUGAUGACCUGGUUAAGCUUGCUGGGUUCUAUCCUCAUGAUUUUGACUUUGAAGAAAUGCACCAACUUCCUUUUCAAUUGAAUCUCUAUAUUACUGAUGUGAGGAAUGAUGAAAACUUCACAAACUUGAGAAGUCUAGCAGAGUUGUCUAUGAUGCUUGUUAGAACAGGGAGGGCUCUUCGGUAUGAUAUUGUUUACAAACUUCUCAAAUUGGUGCUAGUCCUUCCUGUUGCAACAGCCGGUGUUGAGAGGGUCUUUUCAUCAAUGAACUAUAUAAAAAACAAGCUAAGAAGCAAGAUGGGGCAAAAAUACUUAAAUGGUUGCUUGGUCACAUUCAUUGAAAAUGAUUUCUUCUUGCAAGUUAAGGAUGAGGACAUUAUCACACAUUUUCAAAGCAUCAAGGAUCGCAAAGUUAUCCUGUGAUUUGUAAGUUUUCAUCGAUCCUAUAUAUAUUUUAGAUUUUGCGAUGAUAUGUUGAACAAUGUUUUUUACUUCCAUAUGGUGAACAAUACCAAGUUAUGAUCAAUUUUUGUGAAUAUAAUAUAUU
Molecule: messenger RNA, 2951 nt
Organism: Triticum dicoccoides
Lineage: Eukaryota; Viridiplantae; Streptophyta; Magnoliopsida; Poales; Poaceae
Product: zinc finger MYM-type protein 1-like
Exons: 4
Coding region: 881-2827 (648 amino acids)
Molecular function (GO): protein dimerization activity
Source: RefSeq, a predicted model, not a curated record